CGUCCAAAAAAAAUGCUUUUUUUCUUUCUGAAAUGAACGAUAAAUUUAUAGCUUUGGAGCAAAGCGCUUCCAUCGCUGAACAAUUAUUACAAGAGUUCCUAAAAGACAACAUAAGCGAGCCAAGAACUGAAAAGUUGUUUUAUCAAGCUAUUGAAACAAGGAGCAAUCACUUUGGCGAUGCCCUGUUUCUUGAUCCCGUGUCUGUCAUCUCAAACACUAGUUCUUCUAAAGAAAAGUUUGAUCUUGAGCUAGCUGUGGAGAAAAUCAACCUUGCUUCCUUUGCGCAUAAAGCUUAUAAACUCGAAGAUUUAAAAACUUGCAUUAAUGCGUUUUUUGUGUCUGUAUCGUCCUCUGCCACUACAAGAGAUACGUUCGAGAAAGGGUUUUAUGGUACGCUUCGCCUGACUUUGUUGGGACAAACGCUUAGGGAAUGCAGUUCUUAUGACAAACCUUACAGCUUAAAAGAAGCGAUAUUAGACAGUUUCCCUUCAAAUCCCCGUCAAUAUUUCUUUGUGGAUGGUCAUACAGACAAUGACAAUAUUAUGAAAGGGUGCUUAAUGAUACAAGAAUCGCUGUUAAAAAGGAUCAAUGACAAUCUUGCAGAAAGAAUUGGUGACCCCAACGACUUGAAGCAAAUGUUGUUUGAUUAUGUCGACAUGCGAUAUACUGAAAUCCAAAAUGCAAAAUGGACAGCAAACAACUUAAUGGAACUCGAUGAAGACAUGUACGAUCCUGAGGAAGAAUUUGACGAGUUGAACGAGGAUACAGAUGAGGAUGAGCAGGAAAUGAGAAGAGCAAUCAUGCAGUCUACUCAGUCUUCAGUUAAAAAAACCAGCAAUAUAAAUUCUAAUGCUAGUCCUUUCAAACAUACCUCAAGAAAAGCACCUGUUCCUUGGACCCCAGAAGAAAUAGAUGCUCUUGAAAUGGGAUUAAUUCAGUACAAAAGCCGUAAAUGGUCUGAUAUUCUCAAAGCUUACCCUGUCUUGAAAAAUCGCGGGCAAGGACAAUUGAAAGACAAGGCUAGGUCAGAAAUCAAACGAAGAGAAAGGGAUGGUAUCGACCUCGGUGGUUUCUAUUAUGCCAAAAAUUGAAGAUUGUUAUGUGCUACAAAAAUAAAGGGCUAUGUUUUCACAAUAAACAGAAAAAUCGCAUAAGAAAAGUGUCAGUCAUUUCUGU
Molecule: messenger RNA, 1176 nt
Organism: Gilbertella persicaria
Lineage: Eukaryota; Fungi; Mucoromycota; Mucoromycetes; Mucorales; Choanephoraceae
Exons: 4
Coding region: 33-1091 (352 amino acids)
Source: RefSeq, a predicted model, not a curated record